UAUCCUAAUCAGCCGUGGAUGAAGUAAGAGUAAAAAAACGGAAACUAAACAAGAGCGGUGGAGUUUGGUGUGGAGAGUCGUUUCUACACGAAUCGACCACCACUGGCUGGGGGAAGAAUGCUUGAAAAUAAAAGAGAGAGGUUGAAAACCUUUCUCAGAAAGAUCGACGAGAAAGCAAUCGUCAGAAUAAAGCACUUCAUGAAGGAGAGCAGUUACCCGGUGGAGAGCAGUGGUGGCGGGUUGCCAGCCAAAACAAAGAAAAGCAGGAGUAGCCUGAGCCAUGGUGGCAAUAAGAAGGUGGAAACGAAAGCUUUGAGUUUGGAGGCGGCCCAGCUUGAGAUCCAGCAACAGCGUAAAACCCUCACAAGACAAGUAGCUGUCAGGUCACAAACAUUUGAUGUUGAAAACAGAGUUUUUGAGAAGACUGAUGGCACCAGCACACAAAGUAGCUUCACAAAGCACAACAAAACAUUCCACAAAUUGUUUCCAGACAUUCCUGAAGAUGAGGACUUGAUACAUGCAUACAUCUGUGCCCUGCAGAAGGAAGUGCCCUACCAUGGUCGGCUGUACAUAACCGAUACCCACGCCUGCUUCUACUCCUCCGUUUUGCUCAAGGACACAAAGGUUGUGAUUCCAGUUUCCUCCAUCCAUAUAGUGAAGAAGCAGAACACAGCGUUGCUGGUACCCAACGCCUUGUCAGUUCGUACUACAGAAGGAAACAAGUACCUCUUUGUGUCGCUGCAAAACAGAGAAUCAUGUUACCAGCUGCUGCGCUCAGUCUGUCCUCAGAUAGAGGAUGGCAGUACAAACAGUAGCUACCUCUUCUCCUCAGGCGAAAACGGCUUUGACAAGAGCAAACCUGUGAACUCCAGCCAGUCCAGUUUGGAUGACAGCUUUGACCGCUUGGAUGGCUCUGAAACUCCAUCUUUACAGGAGCAGACUCUGCAGAGACCUCACAAAGAAGCAGUGCCUCGUGGAAAUGCCUCAGCUUUUAGGAACCGGCGCAUGCAGCAAAGUAAUAGCUCAUCCUCAGAGGAGCUUUCAGAGUCAGGUGGAUCUUGGGUCUGGAAUGUGACUGAAAAAGCAAAGUCUCUGCUGGUUCAGAGAGAGGCCAGCACCCUGAACACCCUCCUCUUCAUUUACUUGAUUUUGGUUGUGCUGCUGCUGCUGUCUUCAGGAUACAUUGGUUUGCGUAUUGUAGCCCUGGAGGAACAGCUUACAUCACUCGGUGCACUGCCCGAGUUCACCUUACAGAACGGGUAUCAUAAAGACACAUAACACUCGGUGACGGAUGGAGAGACUGACUCAUGACUGGAAGAUAAUUGCAGCCUCAUUUCAGCAGAACCCAGAAGGCAGACUUUGAUGUACUCAAGACUCUGCUUCCACCCAUGACCUGCGCUGUUAACGUAGAGGAAGAGUGGCCAACCUGUGCAAUUUCAGAGAUGUUGACUUGAAGGGCUAUAAUUCCCUCCCCCCAGAGCAGUAAACAAAAGUCACACAAAGCCAAGCCAAAUGUGUGCUCACACUGCCUGGUUGCAGUGUAUCUUUUCUUCAAACCAAAGCCAAAUGGCUCAAACUCAGCAAGGUGCCACUCUAGCCAAGUUGAUGAUCGCUUUCAGAAAGUAUUGCACAUCCAUGAACUUGUGUCGUCAGUUGUCCUCUACUCCAUAAGCACGCAGUCUGAACAGGGCUAUACCAUUUAGCUUUAGCCUGCUGUAAUGCUUACUACUGCACCUCAACACUGGAGAUGUAGUGUUAUGCAUAGCCAAAGAUGCACACAGUGCAUGUCUUUUGCAUGAGUGCACAAAGAUGACUUUUCAAUCUUUCAUAACCCUCCAUUUCUAAGCUGUAUAUUCAGUCCUGUCUCAAUCUUUAUAUUCAGUAAGUUUUGGGUACUUCAGAUGGUUCUUGUAUUUCUAAUCAGGUGUGGGUUGAAGCAAUGAUUGAAAUUACAUCUACAUCACAUGCAGAUCAGCCCACAGAGGCUUGAUACUUUCCUGAUGGUCUUAUUCUUUCUCUCUUUUUCCAAUGAGGAAUCAUUACAGUAUGACUUUCCUCGUCUUUGGCAUGAUUUAAAUCUGUUUAAUGAUCAUUGCUCAGAGGUUGUUUUCCUUUCAGUCUCUACUUGAUUAAUGCCUCAUCAAUGCACAAGUACUUAGUACAAUAGGACACGAGGAGGUUGUCUCAGUGGCAUAGACACAUUUCUCUUAUCAGCUGUUCUAUGACUUUGGUCUUCAAAGAGUAGAUUUAAAAUCUGUGCUUCAGGUGUGUUUUUGUACUGUUUAGCAGGAAAAUGACCCUCCUGUGUUUUAAGUACAAAUCUCUCUUUGACAGGCCUCUCGAGGACCAUGCAGCAUUGUCAGGUUAAUUUAAAGUAGCACCAAUAAUAGAUUUCUAAUGCAUGUGUCUGCAGUUAUUGACACUUGACUGAUACUGUAUAUGCAUUGCUGCUAUUGUCACCUUGACAGGCAAAUUUAUAUCAUUUGCUGCAAGGCUGCAGGUUUUCACAUUAGCAAAACAUGUGGUCCUAAAAGAAAUUUCAAUAUGCAACAAAUUAUUAUGCAUGGAAGAAAAUGUAAUUUAUGUCUGUGUGAAGUUUUUAAGUGGAGCUUGUUUGUGGGGAAGAAAUUGUGUAAGAGAAGAAAUAAGUGAAAGGAAUGGCUCUAGAGAGCAAGCGCACUUUAAAAAAAUGUGUUGUGCCUGUCACAAUCCAAGACACUUUGGAUUGAGAAGAAAUGGCAAAGCUGGCAUUUUGUGGUGUCUGAUGGUGCUAAGACUUUUUUUUUUAUUUUAUUAUUGUUUUCACUCAGGGGUGAUGGGCACUACCUGCCUCGUGGCUUCAGGUGUUCCAGCAUUGUCAUUUCAAAGUCGAGUGCUCAGGAUGGGUUUCACAUUUUGCAUCUCUUUGAUGUUUUCUUAAUUAGCCCCUUUGAGGAGAAAAAGAAAAAAUCGUUUUCCCACUUGACUUGGAUACACCUGCACUCAGCUCCUCAGAAUGCUUGCUUUUUUCUUCCCCACUUCUAAUCUUUUUAAAAGUAACAUAACACAUUUCCAUGCCAUAUUUAAACAUUUCACUCUUUGUGGAAGCUCUGCCUGAUGAGGUGUAGUCACUGAGUCAGCUUUUGCUACACCCUCAUUCAGGAGAGAUGUUUCUAAUGUUGAGCAAAGGUUUUUGCCAUACCAUAUACAUUACUGUCAGUAAUUAUUAUUCCCCAACAGGGGGCACCACACACAACCACUGUCCUCAAAGAACUGAAUUUGAGACUGAAUGAGGGCAGUAUUUGUGUGGUUUUGCACUAUUCAGAGUGUUGUAAAUAAUUUUGUACCAGUUGUUAAUGUCCUUAAUUCUACUAUGUUCCUAGAUAUUUAUUUGCAUUCUGUGUAAUUCAAAGUAGUCUCUGUGAGAUGGCUUUGCUAUUGUUCAAAAUAAAAGAAUGGUUUCAAAGUAAA
Messenger RNA from Melanotaenia boesemani (Boeseman's rainbowfish), 3450 nucleotides. Its product is annotated as GRAM domain-containing protein 2B. The coding region runs from base 118 to 1278 and encodes 386 amino acids. The record is from RefSeq and is a predicted model, not a curated record. Lineage: Eukaryota; Metazoa; Chordata; Actinopteri; Atheriniformes; Melanotaeniidae. The transcript has 13 exons.